AUGGCGAAGCGCAGUUACUCGCAAAAAAAGAAGAAGAAGAAGAAGAUGUUGACGACCUUGGGAGAAACUACGCGUAAUAAGAGUUCUGGGUCUCGAAUUUCUCAAUUGCUUAUCAUUCUAUUUUCGCUGCUUAUAGGAAUGUUGUUAGGAUACAAAAUACCUACCUCACGCCACGGAGAACCCUAUGGAUCUUACAAUACCGGAUUCAAAGAAGAAAAAAUCGUCAACAGUUUUCACAGGAGGCGUGGAUUUUUAGCCCCGACGGCGAGGAAAUUCUCAAACGGUCGCUUUAUGUUGGAGAGCCGUCCGCCCGAAAUUGAUGAAGCGUGGGAUGGCAUCAUUGGGCGGGGUUACGCAUUACUUUUCCAAUUUCUGAGAAGGAGGCGAUUGGGUUUUGGGGGUAAAGAUUAUGAGAAGUUAGAUCUCUUCCACUGUCUACACUGCCUGAAUCAAUUGCGGAAGGCGUUACGACGAGACGUCUAUCCCGAGGAAAAGUACCGCGGCAUGGUACAUCAACUACAAUGCAUUGAUCAUUUACGACAAGUCAUCCAGUGCCAAGCGACGUCUGUCAUCUCGCCUACCGAAUGGCGUGAUGGAUACGGCCAAUACGUUGCCCCGCAACAGGUGCAUACCUACCGCAACUUCGAGAAGCUACAUGAGUUCUCAAAGGCGAGGUGGAAUGGCAGUAUUUCUGUACCCAGAGGGAAGAGAGUGCCGCUGCAUCCGGAGCGAGUACACUCGUUACCCUGA
Bipolaris zeicola 26-R-13 is the source of this 750-nucleotide messenger RNA. RefSeq lists its product as uncharacterized. NCBI's taxonomy places the organism in Eukaryota, Fungi, Ascomycota, Dothideomycetes, Pleosporales, Pleosporaceae. Gene Ontology annotation, biological process: mycotoxin biosynthetic process. The transcript is spliced from 4 exons. The record is from RefSeq and is a predicted model, not a curated record. The coding region runs from base 1 to 750 and encodes 249 amino acids.